AUGGAGGAUGCAGACCAAAAGUCCAUGGAUCUUGCUGAAAUUUUCCAACAGAGUUUACAAUUUUUCAAAAUCAUGGAAGGUUCAGCAAAUGUGCCCAACUUUGGUAAUGAUCUAAAUUAUAUUUAAUUUUCACAUGAGGUAAUGCAAUACACAGAAUUACAAAAUCAUUAUUAUUGUGAAAUACUGCAUAAACCUUUAUGUUGAACCUAUUGGUCACUCACAUAUCUGUUGAGAGUUUAGAUUGUCAUGCUUUGUUUACUUUAUUGCUGCUUUUUGGCUUCACGUGGUCUUCAAAUAAAUUACAAGCUUACUUUGCAACAUAAUGUGAAAUUAAAUAUGAAAUCUUACAUUGUCCACAGAAAAAAAAUACAUUUGUCAUGACUUCAUUUUUGGACACUGCUCUCAAGGAGGUACAGUAACUGCUUGCUUAACAGUAUAGCUUCCUUUCUCACGUCCUUACUGGUUAGUGAUCUCAAGUCCUAUGUCUUUCAAACACAAGUGAUGGCCCUCUUGACAACUUCUUAGCAUGUUGCGCAACCAAAAAGUUAGGCAUUCAAUGGUGUGGCUGGAGGCAUUUCAAGCUGAGGAGUGAGGUAAUCAAUCCAACUCAGUUACAAUAGCACUGUUGUAUUAUCAGUGGAAAAGUACCAUUCACACUGUAAAUUAUUCUUUACAGUAUUUUGAAUAACACAUUACUGUUCUAAUUUCCCAGACUUAAUCAGCAAGGUCUAUUGAACUGAUAUUGAUUUAUAUUUAAGCUAAGUGCAUGGGCGUCCAUUCUACUAUGCCAUACCAAUGGGAGGUGGAGAAUAGAUGUGGCUGGUCACGUAUCCCAGAUAAUGAGGGUGUUGAAAGGGACUACUGUGACCCAGCAAAGACCCAGAGGUAUGUAUGUCCACAACGUGUAGUUAGGAUGCAGUGAGACAAUGGGGAUGUGUAAAAAUGAAAUAAAAGCAUUGAAGACGUUCCUAUGUCCUGCAGUUGCAGGAUACCACCGGUUAACUUUAUCACCAUGACCUGUGGGCACCUCAAAGUUCGCCGCCUUGCUACGGUUUCCUCCCUGGACCAGCCAGAUGCUGUCCUUGCUACCAAGUGGACCUGGUACUGGGAGGCACACCAUGAUGGCUGGACUCCAUAUUUGUCAUCUGUAUGUAGUGAGGAUACCUAAUUUCUCCCUCUAAUAUGGCACAAAGAAAAGGUGUCUCUAGUGUUGGUGUGUGUGUGUGUGUGUGUGUGUGUGUGUGUGUGUGUGUGUGUGUGUGUUUGUGUGUGUGUGUCUCCUAAGAUUGUGGAGGACCUAGAGAGGGUGUACAAGGAUCCCUCCCAUGGCUCAGUGAUUGUGUUUACCUCUGGAAGAUUCACCUAUGAAGUACAUUUGGAAGGUAGGCAGAUAUCAGAUGUGAUUCAGUAUGGUGUAGAUACAGCACAGUUAAAAUACUGUUGAUAAAAACAGGUUUUCAGAACACUACAGAUUGAACAAUGAAACAUGUUGUCCCAUCUGAAACUCCCAGGAUAGUCAGACGUCAUUGUUGAUAGAGAGUACCUUGUAUGUUGUGUCUAUAGGUUACUCAUCCAUUUUUGUAUACCCGUUUUAUUCACUGAACUGAGAGAUAUAUAUUUUUAGUCUUGAUCCAGAUAAAUACAAGCUCACACACCCAAAGACUGGUAAGAAGAAGGCCGAUCUUCAAAUCAUCCAGAGAUGUUCAGAGAGUUACUGGGUAAGAGUGAAAUACAGCAAACUCAAUAAUGAUUGGUUUUCUAGGGGAAGGAUACAAGAUGAUGUCAUUUGAUUUUGGUUCAUUGAGUGUGAUAUUGGAUCUCUAGAUUUGUAUUAUCUUUGUGGUAUGAUGAGGACAAUAUGGUCAUUGAUGACACUGUAUCCCUUCACUUCUUCCUUAAGCAUAUCUAAUACCAAAACUUCAUCUGUGCCACCUUUCUGGGACCAGUCUCGGUUGCCUGGGAUUGGCUUUGAGGUAAUACAAAACACUGAACAUUGUGUCAAUACUCACUGACUGUGAGUCUGACCUUACAUUGAAAGAGCAUUGAAUAUGAAUGACCUUAUGAGGAGUUUGUCUUACUGUAAAUCUGUCUUCACAGAGAGUUAUGUUGCCAAACUCAGCAAAGGAAUACAAAGACAUCAAAGCCCGUUUUGAGAAAACAACAGUGGGGUUUCACAUACUCACCAUCGAGAGAGUGCAAAACCCUAUCCUAUGGAAGUUCUAUGUGCUGUAGGUUUCUUAAAGACAGUUCUAUCAAAAACAAAUGUAUUUCGUUUUUUCUUUAGUUGGGUUUUAAUUGACCCAAGUAUAUUCCUUUUUAGGCAAAGAGAUCAGAUGGAAUCCUCAGGGACAAGCAUCAAUGAGAAGCAGCUUUUCCAUGGAACUGACUCCAAACAUGUUGACAGCAUUUGCAGAAACAACUUUGACUGGAGGCUAUGUGGAACAAAUGGUACUUCAUUUGGAAAAGGUUGGAUGCCAGUAUAAUAGUAUACUUUGUGUAUGCAAUGUUUCAAUGAAUCCAAAUGAAUAACAGUUGUUAUUCACAGGCAUAAAGGCUGUUAUGCCUGUGAAUAUCAUAGACUAUUAGGGUAUGCCCAAUGGAUAAACAUUAUAAUUUCAAAGGUUCAAAUGGCCAGUUACAUAUUCUUAGAUAGAAAAAUGUCCCAACUGGUUUAUUAACGCUUGUAAUAUCCUUCCCUUACUGUCAGUAAGAACAAAGGCAAUUUAUAGCUAAGAUUUAAUAAAUGAAAGCAUCUAAACAUUGGGCUUAACAUAGUCAAUACAUCUUAUUUUCAGGAAGUUACUUUGCCAGGGAUGCUAAGCGCUCACACAGCUACACCAGCCACUCAGGAGUGAGGUCCAUGUUUGUUUGUCAAGUGCUGGUGGGAGACUACACUGUGGGAAACUCCAGCUAUGUGAAACCACCUCCUAAAGAAACAGGAGGAUCCAUCUUCUAUGACAGCUGUGUGGACAACAUCCAAGACCCCAAAGUAUUUGUAGUUUUUGAAAAGCAUCAAGUUUACCCCGAAUACCUCAUACAGUACAGUGAUACUGCUUCUCCACCAAACAGAACACCCCAGACAAAUCCCGUUGUCCAACCAAACAGUACUCCCCAGCCUAAUCCCGUUGUCCAACCAAACAGAACACCCCAGCCAAAUCCCGUUGUCCAACCAAACAGUACUCCCCAGCCUAAUCCCGUUGUCCAACCAAACAGUACUCCCCAGCAAAAUCCUAAUGCCUCAGAUUCAGAAGACCCUGAA
Molecule: messenger RNA, 3259 nt
Organism: Coregonus sp. 'balchen'
Lineage: Eukaryota; Metazoa; Chordata; Actinopteri; Salmoniformes; Salmonidae
Source: the annotation of a GenBank genome assembly